AUGACGGGGAAGGGGGUGCGGAGGAGGGAGAAGAACUACCGGGCGGCGCACGGGGGCGACGCGCGGCUGCCCCCUCCGCCGAAGCAGCGGGAGCUCGACGCGCUCCCGUCCAAGCUCCGCCGCCUAAUCGCCAUCCAGAACAAGCAGGGCGGCGGAGGCAAAGCUGGCGCCGGAGGGACUCCAGGGAAGCAAGACGCAGAUGUUACGGGGAAGAACAAGGAGGGAAAAGAUAAGAAAGCUAAGAAGCAGGCCUUGGAGACUGCUGCAGAUAACAAAGCAGCUGAGACUAGAGGCGAGGGUGGACCGGUGGCCGAUGAGAGCGUAAAUGUGGAUGGAAGCAAGGGAAAGAGAAAGCGGGGGAAGGCUUUGGAUCUUCGUUUCAAGGAACUCGAUGCGAAUGUCUCGAUUACGAAGAAGCAGAAAAGGAAGAAACAUCUAGAUGAGAAGAAAAAGAAGCGCAAGUGUGGUAAGGUUGAGACUCAUGUGGAAUUCCCAGGACGUGAAAAGGUCAAAUUUGGUGAAGUUGUCGAGGCUCCCCCAAAGUUGUUAUUCCCAAAGCGGAAGAGUCCUUUGGAUGCUUCUACCGAGAGGCUAAGAAAAGAGGUGGUUGAGAAUUACAGAAAUAUCAAAGGCUGGACAUCAAGGCCUGGGCUCCAGCUUCCAACUCUAGCUUAAUAAACAUCCGUGUAACCAUUUACUUGUACCUUGUUUUGAGGCAGAGUAGCUUAUAGAACAGCUAUGUACUCUCUUGUAAGCAACAGUGAAACAAAACAAUGUUGUUUGCUUCCA
Molecule: messenger RNA, 789 nt
Organism: Lolium rigidum
Lineage: Eukaryota; Viridiplantae; Streptophyta; Magnoliopsida; Poales; Poaceae
Exons: 5
Coding region: 1-675 (224 amino acids)
Source: RefSeq, a predicted model, not a curated record